Molecule: messenger RNA, 2181 nt
Organism: Quercus robur (English oak)
Lineage: Eukaryota; Viridiplantae; Streptophyta; Magnoliopsida; Fagales; Fagaceae
Exons: 2
Coding region: 43-2007 (654 amino acids)
Molecular function (GO): zinc ion binding
Source: RefSeq, a predicted model, not a curated record
GAACCUUCUGCCUCAUCAUUUUAUGAAAAUACUUGGGAAAAUAUGGUUGAUCCUGAAGUUGUUCAGCAAUCAUUUGGUUCUUGGAAUGCAGACAUGAAUUUUGCGAAAGGGUUGAUUUUUGCUAAUAAAGAUGCGGUGAGACGUGCAUUAACAAUUUACGCCGCAAAGCAUAACAGAAACUUUGUGACUAGUAGGUCGACCACAAGUAGACUGUCUGUGAAAUGCAGCGAUGAAUCAUGCAUGUGGUACGUUGGGGCAGUUGUGAAGCCUGAACUCGGACUAUGGAUGGUCACAUCUUAUAGGGGUCCUCAUAGUUGUAUGCCCCUUGCCACGGCCCUUGAUGGUAGAAUGAUGGAUUGUAAUUUUCUAGCAGAAGAAUUUGUUCCAUUGUUGAAAGAGAAACACACGGCAACAAUUUAUCACCUCAGACAUUUCAUUAAAGGGAAGUAUUAUGGGCAUAUUCUUUCUUACUAUAAGAUAUGGGAUGCGAAACAACGAGGUAUUGCAAAGAUAUUUGGGGAUUGGGAAGAGUCUUACGAAAGGUUGAAAAAGUUAUUGUUUGCAUACUGGGAUCAAGAACCUGGCACCCGUUUCUGGUUUCACACCAUACCCAGGGACGAGUUCGGUGAUACAAUAUUGCGCUAUAUAUUUUGGGCUUUCGCUCCAUGCAUUGCAGGAUUCAGACAUUGUAAGCCAGUGAUCAGUAUUGAUGGGACCCAUUUGUAUGGUAAAUAUCGAGGGGUGUUGUUGAUUGCAAUGGCCACCGAUGCCAACAACAAGGUUUUGCCUCUUGCCUUUGCUGUUGUGGACAAAGAGUCAGGGUCUAGUUGGGGGUGGUUUUUAGAACGCCUCAGGAAUGCACUGGGGGAUGUGAUAGCAGAUAAGGACAUCUGUAUAAUUUCUGACCGACAUAAGGGUAUUCAAAGUGCAAUUGCAAACUGGCCUAGACAUGAUGAUGGACGACAACGAGUAGUUCACAGAUAUUGCCUUCGACAUGUUGCUAGCAACUUCAACACGCAUUUUCAGGACGCCACUUUAAAGUCAUUAGCCUUGAAAGCGGGGUAUGCUACUAAGGAAUCAAAAUUUGAGCUGUACAUGCAACCUAUCAAGGAAGCUGAGAUCGAGGCCCUUAGGAAGAAACGGAGAACCGAGCGGCAGGAAAGUGAACCCGACUCAUCCAUCAUGCCAUACACAUAUCUAAUGAAUGAGGAUCUAGACAAGUGGACCCAACUACAUGAUGGUGGAUACCGUUAUGGGGCUAUGACAACCAAUGUCUCGGAGUGCUUCAAUGGAGUACUCAAAGGUGCCCGUGGCCUACCCAUUGCUGCAAUGGUUGAAUUCACUCAUUGCAAACUUGUUGCGUAUUUCCAUGAUCGACACAAAGAAAUUACUCAUGAGCUCUCAAAGGACAAGGUAUGGACUAAAUAUGCCUUAAAAAUCUAUGGACACAACCUACAAAAAUCAAUUUCACACCAAAUAAAUCCGUUUAAUAAUCAGAAUGGUAUAUAUCAAGUAAUUACUUCAUACAACAUCUAUAGCUCUGGAGGGGGACACCAUAGUUAUGAAGUAAAUGUAAAGGCCAGAACAUGUGGUUGUGGAAAGUGGCAAAUUAGAAAGAUCCCUUGUUCACAUGCAAUUAAAGCUCUUCAGUACUUGGGGCAAGAUGCGACUGCAUAUAUUGACCCAUGUUAUAGUUUGGUGAACGCCAUUCACACCUACUCACAUGCAUUUGUGGUGCCAAAGUCAGAUUCAUUGUGGAGGGAUGUGGAUGGUCCAAAGUGGGUGCCUGACCCAAAACUGUUGCGGGGCAAAGGUCGACCUGUGGCGUCUAGGAUACGAAAUGAGAUGGAUGGGGUCCGGCGAGAACCGGGAAGCCGGAGGCCAGAUUCUGACUUGAGGGAGAUUCAGCAAAAGCAGAGCUGUGGACUGUGUCAUCAACAUGGGCAUAACCGUAGAAGAUGUCCGCUUUCCCGUGGGGCUUCGACAAGCAGUAAUAAUCCAAACUAGGCAUGCAAAUACUCGAGUUUGGAAUGGCAUUGUAGAUGUCAAUUGGGGUUCUCUUUAUUAUGUAUUUGAACUUACUACUGGGUUGUAUCCACACAAUUAUUAUUUUGUUUGUCACUGAAUGAACUUGUAAUCGAAGUAUUUUAUAUCUAAUGUACCUGUUUCUAGAUUGUGAUA